CUUCUCUUCUCCGGAUAAGGCUUUUUACCUCAUAACCGCGAUUCUGUAGUCCGUAUCCGCUCCUUCGGAUUUCAGACCUUCAUAUUCCAGCAACUGUUCUGAAGAACACUUCCAAAGCUUGCAAUGGUUAAAAGAAGCUUAGCUUGAACCAUCCGUGAAUUUCAUCGAGGAAAGAUGGAAAUCAGCAGCAGUCAAAAGGGCAGCAUCAUUGGGUUCUUCAGGGAACGAGGUUUUGAUGAGAAAAACAUCCAUGAAAUGUUCAAAAGAUGCAAGCGUUUAGAGGGCACAGAAAGAGAAAGAGCCUCCCAGAAUUGGGAUUACUUGAGAAGCAUUGGUAUUCAAGAGAGGAAGCUUCCUUCUGUUGUUUCAAAGUGCCCCAAGAUCCUUACUUUAGGCCUAAAUGAGAAGCUUGUGCCUAUGGUUCAAUGUCUUGCAACCUUGGGAACAAAACAGAAUGAGGUGACCUUGGCCAUAAUGAAAUUUCCCCACAUACUCUCUCAUAGUGUGGAAGAGAAGCUUUGUCCUCUACUAGCUUUCUUCCAGGCAUUGGGGAUUCCAGAAAAGCAGUUGGGUAAGUUGAUACUUCUAAAUCCAAGGCUCAUCAGCUACAGCAUUGAAACAAAACUUGUGCAAAUUGUGGAUUUUCUUGCUAGCCUUGGUCUUAGCAGAGAGGGAAUGAUUGGUAAGGUUCUGGUGAAGCACCCAUUUAUUAUGGGUUACAGUGUUGAGAAAAGGCUACUUCCUACUUCAAAGUUUCUAAAGUCAGUGGGUUUGACUGAGUUAGAACUCCAAAAAGUGGCAAUGAAUUACCCUGAAGUUUUGUGUAGAGAUGUCGAGAAGAUUCUGAAACCCAACCUCUCUUUUCUGAAGAGAUGUGGAUUUGGAGAUAGACAGAUAGCAGUUCUGGUGGCUGGAUAUCCCCCUGUACUCAUAAAGAGCAUUAGAAAUUCUUUGGAGCCAAGGAUUAGGUUCUUGGUGGAGGUAAUGGGAAGACAGAUUGAUGAAGUGGCAGAUUACCCUGAUUUCUUUCGCCAUGGUCUGAAGAAGAAAUUAGAGUUGAGGCAAAGGCUCUUGAAAGACAAGAAUGUAAAUUAUAGCUUGAGUGACAUGCUGGAAUGUAAUCCGAAGAAGUUUGCGUUAAAGUUUGGUUUGAUUGAAGGGCUUAGCUGAGAUUGGAAUUUGAUGUUGCCUGUGUUGUGGUGUUUGAUUAAGGUAAACUUAAAUAAAAAAUAGUUUAGGCUGCGUUCUCCAGGAUUAGACAAAAGAGUCUUUGCCUGCUCCUGCUUUUGUAAUUCUUAGUCAUUUCCAAAUUCUGUUUGUACUGUGUAGAAACAACAAAUCUGAAUGCUCAUCGCAACAUCA
This is a messenger RNA of Nelumbo nucifera (sacred lotus), 1362 nucleotides long. RefSeq names its product Mitochondrial transcription termination factor family protein (gene PDE191). Gene Ontology annotation, biological process: regulation of DNA-templated transcription. NCBI's taxonomy places the organism in Eukaryota, Viridiplantae, Streptophyta, Magnoliopsida, Proteales, Nelumbonaceae. Gene Ontology annotation, molecular function: double-stranded DNA binding. The record is from RefSeq and is a predicted model, not a curated record.